This is a messenger RNA of Cadophora gregata, 657 nucleotides long. It is a transcript of the gene CSR1, whose product is annotated as phosphatidylinositol transfer protein csr1. The record is from RefSeq and is a predicted model, not a curated record. Lineage: Eukaryota; Fungi; Ascomycota; Leotiomycetes; Helotiales; Ploettnerulaceae. The transcript is spliced from 5 exons. Gene Ontology annotation, biological process: protein peptidyl-prolyl isomerization; protein folding. Gene Ontology annotation, molecular function: peptidyl-prolyl cis-trans isomerase activity. The coding region runs from base 1 to 657 and encodes 218 amino acids.
AUGAUGCCCCGCCUUCUUCGACAACCCCUCCAUUCUGUUUCCUCCCCAUUCGCAAAAUCCUUCACCAACAAACCAUCCACAACCAGAUACUUCCACGCAACAUCAGCAAACAUGGCCAUCAAGACUUUCUUCGACGUUACCUGGGAAGGCCCAGUUCUAGAUGCAUCCGGAAAGCAGACCAAAGCGGUUGCUGAGCAAUCCGGCACCAUCAACUUCAUCCUCUACGAUGACGUUGUCCCAAAAACUGCUGAGAACUUCCGUGCGCUCUGUACCGGCGAGAAGGGUUUCGGAUACGCUGGCUCUGCCUUCCACCGCAUUAUCCCUCAGUUCAUGCUUCAGGGAGGUGACUUCACCCGUGGCAACGGCACUGGUGGCAAGUCCAUCUACGGUGAGAAGUUCGCCGAUGAGAACUUCUCCAGAAAGCACACCAAGCCAGGACUUCUCUCCAUGGCCAACGCUGGACCAAACACCAACGGCUCCCAGUUCUUCAUUACCACCGUCGUCACCAGCUGGCUCGAUGGCAAGCACGUUGUCUUCGGUGAGGUCGCUGAUGAGCAAUCCUUGGCUGUCGUCAGGGCUCUCGAGGCUACCGGAUCCGGCAGCGGAAAGGUUAACUACAACAAGAAGCCAACCAUCGUCAAGUCUGGUGUCUUGUAA